UAUGUUUCUGGCAACCAAGAGAAAAGUCCACAGCAAACAGGCACGGCUGGAGAACCAUGACUCAGUUACACUCAAACCUUUUUCUCCAACGUUAGAUUUAUCGGGAAGAAUGCAAGUUAGACAAAACAGCACACAGAAACUUUUAAAUCUGGUGUAAGAGCUAUUUCACUGCAAUGGCUGAUCCGAUUGUUGACCAGAUGACUCGUCUGAAAUUAAAACUGCUAGAAAAGAGACUGGAGAAUGAGAGAGCGGCUCAUGAUGAAAGGGCAGACUCUGCGCUUUCUGCAAGAAGUUAUGAUGGGCGGAACGAAGCAUUGCACAGUGCUCUGAGACGCAAGAGAGACUUACUCCGGAGACUAAGGGAACAGCACAUGUUGGAUGACUUGGUAAGGCCACAGACGUGGGGUGGACCUCUCAGACAGCAUCAUUACGAAUCUCCUGCCUCACCCGUACCCCCGGUUUAUAUCUAUCAGUCUCCGCCUCCUGCUCCUCCUCCUGCUCCUCCUCCAGCUCCUCCUCCAGCCCUGCAGCCUCCCCGAAUCAUCCAACACACUGUUCCUCAUCCACCAGCCACCAUCAUUCAGCAGCUCCCACAGCAGCAGCCGCUUAUAGCUCAGAUUCCACCACUCCAACCUGCGCCCCACAGAUCCGGCAGCAUUAAAGAGGACAUGGUGGAACUGAUGCUCAUGCAGAAUGCUCAGAUGCACCAGAUCAUCAUGCACAACAUGAUGCUAAAGGCGCUUCCUCCGACGGCCGCUGGCAUGAGCGGGAGUCUUCCUGCAGGCCAGGAGAACUACAUGAAAGCCAAAGGAGGCCCUGUCCACCAUCAUCAUCACUAUGGGCCUCCGCCGCUCCCUCCUAUUGGCUACUCAGCUUGGCCAUCUAUGAUGUCAGCACAAAGGGGAGGGGCUUAUCACCCAUCCAUUCAGCACAUAACAGGCCCGGUAACUCUGCCUCCACUUAACACCGUCACUGUUGAUGGACUGAAGACGAGAUUUCCUCUUGGAUUCUAAGCAUCCUGCACUCCUCUCGGGUUCUGUGAAGAAGAGAAUAUACACAUAUUUAUGUUCCUGGUUGAAAUAUAUGCAUCUUUGUAAAUGAGUAAUAAAAUCUUUUUUAAAUGUUUGAAAUACAUUUUUGAUGAGGUGCUUAUUUAUGAUCUGGCUGAAUGAAAUUUAUACUGUGUAACUGGAUUUGUGUCACUUAAACUCUCAGAAUG
Pangasianodon hypophthalmus (striped catfish) is the source of this 1219-nucleotide messenger RNA. RefSeq lists its product as uncharacterized. The record is from RefSeq and is a predicted model, not a curated record. Bases 174 to 1013 code for a protein of 279 amino acids. NCBI's taxonomy places the organism in Eukaryota, Metazoa, Chordata, Actinopteri, Siluriformes, Pangasiidae. The transcript has 9 exons.